Messenger RNA from Ostrinia furnacalis (Asian corn borer), 2141 nucleotides. RefSeq names its product Rab GTPase-binding effector protein rabaptin-5 (gene Rbpn-5). Gene Ontology annotation, molecular function: metal ion binding; GTPase activator activity. The transcript has 17 exons. Gene Ontology annotation, cellular component: intracellular membrane-bounded organelle. NCBI's taxonomy places the organism in Eukaryota, Metazoa, Arthropoda, Insecta, Lepidoptera, Crambidae. The coding region runs from base 159 to 1940 and encodes 593 amino acids. Gene Ontology annotation, biological process: endocytosis. The record is from RefSeq and is a predicted model, not a curated record.
GUCUGUCAUUUUGGUUUCCGCUGUAACACUUCGUAAAAUCUUUUUUUUUGCAAAAAUAUCAUCAUAAAUGUGGUGAAAUCCUUGGAAUGACGUUGAUUAUUACAAGACUCUUUAAAAAUCAUCUUUAGUUGUCCAAAUUCCUGCACCAGAAGCGCAAAAUGUCAUCUGAAACCAGUGAUGAAAGUAAAGUGGAGAGCGCGGAAGGGCGCCCGGGCUCGGCCCCGGAGCAGGCGCGGCGGGAGCUGGAAGAGGAGUUCAACGUGCAACGAGCGCGAAUGAAAGAGCUAUUCUUGCAGAAAGAAGAGGACAUGAGGAAGGUGCGCCAGGAGAAGGAGCAGCUGGAGUCAGAGGUUCUCGGGCUCCGGGCCGAGCUGCAGCAGCUGCAAACCCUCAGCCACAACCAGAAGUCCGAGAUACAGAGCUUGCAGCUGCUAGUCAAUGAGACAGUGGAGGCGUCGUCAUCAGGAUCGGAGGAGGUGCGGCGGCUGACGGCGCGCGCGUUGGACCUCGAGCGAGAGCUCAACCUGCUGCGACAGCAGAACCAGGAGGUGUCUCUGGCGCCGGCCACGUUCGUGCGGUCGCUGGCGAGGAAGCUCGGCGCUGAUGCGGACCUCGAGCCUGCUACCAAGGCUAAGCCCCAGAGUGCCGAGGAGGGCGAGCUGCUGCGCUCCAUCAACCAGGCGCUGCACGACGAGAUCGCCGCGCUCAAGGGCAAGCUGCGAGACACCGACACACAACUACAGGAGGCCUUGAAAUCUCAAGCGGCGAUAACGGGCAGCCCGGUGCCUACCGGCUCCAGCGGGGACAUCAAGACAGAUGCAGGCGCGGCGCGGCGCUGCGACAUGUGCGCGAACUACGAGAAGCAGCUGGUGGCCGAGCAGGCCGCCGCCGACGCCGCGCGCGACCGCGCCCACAAGCGCGACACCGCGCUCAAGCUGGCAACCGAGGAGCUAGAAGGCGUGCGCUCGCUACACGAUGAAACAGUGCGCGCGUGGCACGCCGAGCGCGCCGCGGCCGCGUCCACGCUGCAAGCGCUGCAAGCCGCUGUGGGCGAGGCGCAGGCCACGCUGCUGGAGCGCGCUGCAAGCGCUCGCGACGCCGAGAGCCGCGCGCUACACGCCGUCACCACGCUCACAGUACACCGCGAGACGCUGCAGAAGAAGCUGGACAGUUUAGAAAGGGACAACGCGUAUCUCAUCGGCCAGUACACGAAGAAAGCGGCGGAAUUACAGAACGAAUUUAUAGAUCUCCCGGAUAACGUCGAGGAAUUACAAGAGUUGGCGCUGCGCCUGCGCGAGCAGAUGAUCGUGUGCGCGGUCGGGCGCGAGGAGGCCGCGCGCGCCGAGCACGAGCUGCGCGCGCAGUUGUUAGAGCACACGCGCCUGCUGCACCAGCACGACGCCGCGCUGGCCGCCGCGCGCGCCGAGCACAGCGACGCCAGGAAAGAACUGGAGCAGCUGCAGACGGAGCGAGGCCAGCUGUCGGAGCUCGGGGACAAACUGCGGGCCGCCAACGAUCUCACGGAACAGCUGCUUGAUGACAAGCGGCGGCUGGCGGCGGAGGCGGCCGAGCUUCGCGGGCGCGUGGGCGCGCUGCAGCAAGAGCUCGACAACAGCGAGAAGGUGCAGCAGGACUUCGUGCGCCUCUCGCAGUCGCUGCAGGUGCAGCUACAGCGAAUCCGCGAGGCGGACACGGAGGUGCGCUGGCAGCACGACGACGACGUCAGCGAGUGCCCCGCCUGCCGCGCGCCGCUGCCCAACAACAAGAAGAAGGUGCACUGCCGGCACUGCGGACGCAUCUUCUGCGCGGCGUGCGCGUCCCACCAGGUGCCCGCCGGCCCGCGCCGCACGCCCGCGCGCGUCUGCAGCGUGUGCCGCACGCUGCUGCAGCCACACACCGCGCCCUACUUCAGCACUGAGCCGCCGCACUCGCCCGCCUAGUCACAGAGUGGGCGGCACACACGUGCGAGCGUGCAGGCGUCUGCCCCGCCCCAAAGACGCACACCGCGCCGUAAUACAGCACUGAGUCGCCGCAAUCGCCCGCCUAGCGCCGCCCGCCUAGCAAACUAUAGUCACAGAGUGGGCGGCACACACGUGCGAGCGUCUGCCACGCCUCGAAGACGCACACAGCGCCUUAAUGUA